CAUCAGUACUUACCUAGCAGUGGGUUAGUUAUAAUAAGAGAAGCGGAUGAUGACAUCCUCACACCUCUAAGCUCUGGCAGUGAGAAACUCACUUAAAGUGAAAUAUCUCUUUCUUUGAAAAGGAAACAAUGUGGAAAAUGAGCAUUUAAUUCAGAAUAUUUCUGUGGCGACAGCUGAUGUCUGUGGACGCUUAAAGAGACGGUUUCAUAUUUCACACGAAAAAAUGGGAUGUAGCUGCAGUUCAGAUUUUUCGGACACCGACUGGAUUGAGAACCUGGAUGAAAUCUGUGAACACUGCAACUGUCCUAUACCUCCCCAGUCAUGUAAUCCAUACACAGAUCAGCUGAUUCCAUAUGCGUCACAGCAUUCGCCUCCUACAUCACCUUUACCAGACAACCUUGUGGUGGCCAUCUACAGCUAUGAACCCACCCAUGAUGGCGACCUGGGCUUUGAGAAGGGAGACAAACUCAAAAUCCUCAACAAGAACGACCCGGAGUGGUUCUUGGCGGAGUCACUCACCACGGGCCAGCAGGGCUACAUCCCUCACAACUUUGUUGCUAUGACAACCGUGGAGACUGAACCGUGGUUCUUCAAGAACAUCUCUAGAAACGAAGCCAUGAGGCUCCUCCUCGCUCCUGGGAACACGCAAGGCUCCUUCCUGAUCCGAGAGAGCGAGACAAGCGCAGGGUCCUACUCCUUGUCAAUCAGAGACUUGGACCACAACACAGGUGAAGGAGUCAAGCACUACAGGAUCCGCAACAUGGACAACGGCGGCUUCUAUAUCACGGCCAAGAUCUCCUUUAACUCUCUGAAGGAGCUGGUCCAGCAUCAUUCACGUGAUGCAGGCGGGCUGUGCACAAAGUUAGUGAAGCCGUGUCAGUCGAGGGCCCCGCAGAAGCCCUGGUGGCAGGACGAGUGGGAGAUUCCUCGCGAGUCCCUGAAGCUGGAGCGCAGACUCGGAGCAGGGCAGUUUGGAGAAGUCUGGAUGGGCAUCUACAACAAUGACAGGAAAGUGGCCAUUAAGAACCUGAAGAUGGGCACAAUGUCAGUGGAAGCCUUCCUGGCCGAGGCCAACAUGAUGAAGAACUUGCAGCAUCCUCGCCUGGUGCGCCUCUUUGCCGUGGUGACCCAGGAGCCCAUCUAUAUUGUGACAGAGUACAUGGAAAAUGGAAGCCUCGUGGAUUACCUGAAAACAACAGAGGGAAGCAGUUUGGCCAUGAACAUUCUCAUAGACAUGGCAGCUCAGGUGGCUGAUGGCAUGGCCUUUAUUGAGCAGAGGAAUUACAUUCACCGAGACCUGCGAGCUGCCAACAUCCUGGUGUCUCAUGAACUCAUCUGUAAGAUUGCUGACUUUGGACUCGCGAGACUCAUCGAGGACAACGAAUACACGGCCAGAGAAGGUGCAAAGUUCCCCAUCAAAUGGACCGCUCCGGAAGCUAUUAACUACGGCACCUUCUCCAUCAAAUCAGACGUGUGGUCCUUUGGUAUCCUCCUCACAGAAAUAGUGACAUAUGGACGCAUACCGUACCCAGGUAUGUCCAACCCAGAAGUGAUCCAGAACCUGGAGCGGGGCUACAGGAUGCCAAAGCCAGAUAACUGUCCGGACGGGCUUUAUAACGUCAUGGACGAGUGCUGGAAAGAGAGCCCCGAGGACAGGCCCACCUUUGAGUACCUGAGGAGUGUUCUGGAGGAUUUCUUCACUGCCACAGAGAGACAGUACCAUUAAUGAGCCUGAGGGGCCACAAAGACAUUCAUCCACAAAUAUACUCAAACUAUACUUAGUGUUUGUUAUUACUGUUACUUUUAUGAAUAACUCCUCUGUAUCCUGAAGUGCCCUCUUACAAACUGUAUGAUAUGAUCCCAUGUGAGCUGGAUCACUGAAUAACCACCAACAGAGGGCGGUCAUUAAGCUGCUUGAAUAAACUGGAGACUAGUCAAUGUCACUGAAGUAGUAGCUGCUCUCCUGGUGCUUGUUCCUGAGGUGUAAAUACUGUCAAAUGGCUUCGGUUGUGUCUUACAUUUGCAGGUUAAUAAAUGUUUUCAGAUGCUUUUACUCACA
Messenger RNA from Solea senegalensis (Senegalese sole), 2059 nucleotides. It is a transcript of the gene lck, whose product is annotated as LCK proto-oncogene, Src family tyrosine kinase. Gene Ontology annotation, cellular component: extrinsic component of cytoplasmic side of plasma membrane. Lineage: Eukaryota; Metazoa; Chordata; Actinopteri; Pleuronectiformes; Soleidae. The record is from RefSeq and is a predicted model, not a curated record. The coding region runs from base 224 to 1726 and encodes 500 amino acids. Gene Ontology annotation, molecular function: ATP binding; non-membrane spanning protein tyrosine kinase activity; signaling receptor binding. The transcript has 13 exons. Gene Ontology annotation, biological process: T cell differentiation; cell surface receptor protein tyrosine kinase signaling pathway; protein phosphorylation.